Topomyia yanbarensis is the source of this 2331-nucleotide messenger RNA. RefSeq lists its product as uncharacterized. The transcript has a single exon. The record is from RefSeq and is a predicted model, not a curated record. Lineage: Eukaryota; Metazoa; Arthropoda; Insecta; Diptera; Culicidae. Bases 1 to 2331 code for a protein of 776 amino acids.
AUGUAUGGUCAAAUCUUGGAAUCGGAGGAAGAUCAGCGAGCUAGACGGCUACUAGAGGAAACUACACGUCGAACAGCAUCCGGAUUUGAGACUGGCCUCUUGUGGAAGACAGAUAAUCCCCACUUCCCAAACAGCUACCCCAUGGCCGUCCGUCGUUUACAGUCCCUGGAAAGGAAGCUACAAAAGGAUCCAGAGUUAAAGCAAACUGUAAGGAAGCUGAUAGCAGAUUAUGAGGAAAAGGGGUACGCUCAUAAGGCUAGCGAGGAAGAACUUUUGACUGCAGACUCAAAUCGAGUGUGGUACUUACCACUGGGUGUCGUCACUAACCCCAGAAAGCCUGGUAAAAUUAGAUUGAUAUGGGAUGCUGCAGCAAAAACCGAUGGAGUGUCAUUCAAGUCACAACUACUUAAAGGGCCCGAUUUGCUAACUCCUCUGCCCACUGUUCUGAGCCAAUUCCGUCAGUACCCGAUUGCAGUGUGUGGGGACAUCAAGGAGAUGUUCCACCAAAUAAAAAUACGGGAACAAGAUUGCCAAUCACAGCGGUUUCUCUGGCGCGACACUCUGAUCGAGCACCCGCAAGUCUACAUAAUGGAUGUAGCAACAUUCGGGUCGACGUGUUCUCCUGCGUCAGCCCAAUAUGCGAAAAACAUCAACGCAGCAGAGUUUGUUGGUCAAUAUCCUCGUGCCCCAGCCGCUAUAGAGAAAAAACACUAUGUGGACGACUACUUGGAUAGUUUCGAGUCCAUCCAGGAGGCAAUUGAAGUCGUCAAUGACGUUAAACGAGUGCAUGCCAGAGGCGGUUUCGAGCUGAGAAAUUUUCGCUCCAAUUCAAUAGACGUCUUGCGCGGGAUCGGAGAAGCUCCAGCCGAAGGAUCAAAAUAUCUUCUACUGGAUAGAAGCGAGGCUCCAGAAUCAAUCCUCGGGAUGCGAUGGAUACCGAAAGAUGAUUUUACCUACGCUUUCGCGAUCCGUAGCGAUCUUCUACCAAUCUUAGCGGAGAAUCACAUGCCCACUAAGCGGGAGGUGCUCAAGGUACUCAUGAGCUUGUUCGACCCGCUGGGAUUCAUCUGUUUUUUUCUCAUACAUGGUAAAAUCCUGAUGCAAGAUAUAUGGGCAUCAGGCUCCGACUGGGAUGAUCAAAUAAACAAUGACAUCUAUCAGCGCUGGAAACGGUGGAUAGUUCUCUUCCCACAACUAGACAGUAUACGCAUACCUCGUUGCUACUUCGGGUCUCCGUUCCCGCAAGAUUUUCGUAAUCUGCAGAUUCAUGUAUUUGUAGAUGCCAGCGAGGCAGCAUACUCGUGCGUUGCCUAUUUUCGCCUGCACACCGAAAACGCAAUAGAAGUGUCGCUGAUCGGUGCUAAAUCCAAAGUGGCACCUCUAAAGACACUGACUGUCCCCAGACUUGAAUUGAAGGCGGCAGUUUUAGGAGUUCGCUAUUUGGAAGCAAUUCAGAGUCAUCACACUUACGAAAUCCAGCAAAGGUUCUUGUGGACCGAUUCAGCUACCGUUUUGGCAUGGAUUAAAUCAGAUCACCGUCGAUACAACAAGUUUGUGGCAUUUCGAGUAAGUGAAAUAUUGUCGUUAACCGACCAAAAUGAAUGGAGAUGGCUCCCAUCAAAACUCAACGCGGCCGAUGAAGCCACCAAGUGGAACAGUGGUCCAAAUCUGCAAUCAGAUAGCGCUUGGUUUAAAGGUCAAAGCUUCCUGCGUGAACCGGAAUACAGUUGGCCCGAAACAAAACGAGAAUCGACAACGCAAGAGGAAUUGCGCCAUGUGCACCUUCAUAGUAACUCCACACCGUUGAUCGAUGUCACUCGCUUCAAUCAGUGGACCCGAAUGCUUCACACAAUUGCAUUCGUAUUACGCUUCAUAAACAACUUGCGUCGUAGAAAACAUGGAUUGCAGAUGCAACUUGAUAUUCUUCAACAUGACGUGCUUAAAACGGCAGAAGAAUUACUUUGGAAACUUGCACAGGCAGAAACGUAUCCUGAAGAAAUCAGCCUGCUCAAACCUACCCAAGGCGAACCAGAAGCAGAGCAUGCGAUCGUAGCCAGGUCCAGCCCUAUUUACAAAAACUGGCCGUUCAUCGAUAAACGAGGGAUACUCAGAAUGCGCAGUCGAGGCAGUGCAGCCGCAUUUGCACCGUUUGAAGCAAAGUAUCCAGCUAUUCUCCCGAAGAAUCACCCGACCACGUUCCUAAUUACAGAUUGGUACCAUCGUCGCUUCCGCCACGGUAACCGCGAAACGGUUGUUAACGAAAUGCGUCAACGUUUUGAAAUUGCCAGACUACGAGUACUAAUUUACAAGGUAAUCCAAAACUGUAGCUAG